Molecule: messenger RNA, 1630 nt
Organism: Sorghum bicolor (sorghum)
Lineage: Eukaryota; Viridiplantae; Streptophyta; Magnoliopsida; Poales; Poaceae
Product: CMP-sialic acid transporter 5
Exons: 7
Coding region: 252-1235 (327 amino acids)
Biological process (GO): pyrimidine nucleotide-sugar transmembrane transport
Cellular component (GO): Golgi membrane
Molecular function (GO): pyrimidine nucleotide-sugar transmembrane transporter activity
Source: RefSeq, a predicted model, not a curated record
CCCCCAGCCGCGCAAACGUGGGAGCGACUUGGCCGGUCUGCUCGUCUCGUCUGUCCUGGUUCCCUGCCCCCCUCCCUGUUUCGCAUAAAAUCAAAUCAAGACCAGAAACACGGGAUUUUUUGGUCGAGUAAAGCGUGCUCGCCUGCUCGGUCAAGGAAAGGAAAAGUUUCCGAAACAGGGGCAGCGGGCGCCGGGCGCCGGGCGCAUUUUGGUUGCUUGGAUCGGGACCGAGCGAGCGCGCCGGAGUCCGGAUGGGCUCCUCGUCCACUCCGGCGGCCGCGGCAGCGGCGGCGCCGAGCCGGCGCAAGGUGGCGCUCUACCUGGCGCUCCUCACCCUGCAGUACGGCGCCCAGCCCCUCAUCUCCAAGCGCUUUGUCCGCCAAGAUACUAUUGUGACCUCACUAGUUCUCGCAACGGAAGCAGCAAAGGUUAUUUGUGCAAUCAUUUUAUUGAUUGCAGAGGGUAGUCUAAGAAAACAGUUCAGUAACUGGACUCUCACUGGAUCACUGACUGCGUCUGGACUGCCUGCUGCCAUCUAUGCCCUUCAAAAUAGUCUGCUGCAAGUAUCAUACAAGAAUCUGGAUUCCUUGACCUUUUCAAUCCUUAACCAGACUAAGCUUUUGUGGACAGCAUUUUUCACAUUUCUUAUUUUGGGGCAAAAGCAAUCUUCCAGGCAAAUUUUAGCAUUGGCCCUCUUAAUUGGUGCUGCCGUUCUUUUAAGUGUGGGGGAGAGUACUAGCAAAGGUUCCAAGAGUGGUGGCUCUGACUAUAUCUUGCUAUAUGGGAUCAUUCCAGUUACAGUCGCUUCUAUGCUGUCUGGGUUGGCUUCUUCAUUGUGUCAGUGGGCAUCUCAGGUUAAAAAACAUACCUCUUACAUGAUGACUAUAGAGAUGUCAUUUAUUGGAAGUAUGUGCUUGUUAGCAAGUACCUAUCGGUCACCAGAUGGAGAGGCCAUCAGGAAAUAUGGAUUUUUCCAUGAAUGGACUUUCUGGACUGUGGUACCGGUAUUAAUGAAUGCCGUGGGUGGAAUUCUUGUUGGUCUUGUCACAACUUACGCAGGUGGCGUUAGAAAGGGUUUUGUUAUAGUCUCAGCUCUCCUUGUAACUGCACUGCUACAAUUUGUGUUUGAUGGGAAGCCACCAUCACUCUACUGCCUGAUGGCUUUACCACUUGUCGCAACAAGCAUAUUCAUCUACCAGAAGUAUCCAUAUGUUGAUAGGAAGAAGAAAGAUUGAUGUGCAUAAUUGUCAGAGAUGGGAAAUAUCAUCAGCAGGAUGUAAUGCUAACCUCAUCUUGUCCACAAGGCUGGAAUUUGCACCGUCAAGUGGGCCAGAUGUGAUUCUUGAAGAGUUGCCUGUUUGUGAAGCUAUAUUUCAAUUAUCUACUGAUCUAUAUAUAGAAUUAAAUUAGUAGGACACUAGCCUCGAAUCAGUUUCAGCAGGCAGUUGACAUGCUUGCAUGUAACUUCUUGAAGGAGGUUUCGUAUUAACGAAGUAUUUACAUGUGCAGCUAUCUGUAUUUGCACAGCAUGAUGAACCUGUUGUAUCUUCCAUGGAUUGUUAUUUAGACUGACUUUUGAAUAUAUAUUUUUAUGAUGACAGAAACUAAAAACCAAUUAUUGUGUGCUCAA